UCUGCAGCCGGCCAGUUGACCUAUUGCAAAAUUAAUUAAUGGUGCAUGGUAGAACUAAAAUGAUGGCCAAGGUUCUCGUCAUAUGUCUGCUGUAUUUUGUGGAUGCUCUUCAUGCCCAAGAGAUUGUCCAGAUCCCUGUGACCACUGCUGUAGCCCAAGGACCAUGCUGUGCAGAGUGCUCUGGUGGAUUGAAAAACUGUAUUGAGCUGUUUCUCCAGGGAUUUAGUACUGAACCUUGUACAAUGAUUAUAUGCAACUUCAGUGCACCAGAGGUGAUUGAUGGAAACUCUGAAACAGGACUGGACUUGAAUGCAAUCAUAGCAAUCAAUGGAGAUGUAGUGGGAAUGUCAUCUAUUGAUCUGGAGCUCGGAUCUUCUUUGUAUGUACUGGAUGAAGUACGUAUUGAGAGGUCUUCAAACAUUUCCGUGCUCUUGUCUCUCCAAGUGUCUCAAGAUGGGUUAACCUUCACUCAAGUUGCUAAGAGCAGCAGAGAAAUAGACGGAGGAGAGGUUUUCAACCUUUCGUCAAUACAAGGAGAGGUUUCUUACAUUGCUGCUGAUGUAAGGCUGAGUCUGAAUGAUAAUUUGACUAACCCACUCCCUGUUGUCACGGAGAUAACAGUAUUUGGAGUGGAGGUGGGGUGUGGGGUGUGUGUGGACCAGUUGUUGGACUCACUGUCUAACCUCACUGCUCUAAUAAACACUGGAUUCGAUCUUCUUCCCAGCAGUGGGUCGGUGGAGCUUCUCAGACUAGGGAUUGAGGAUGUUCAGUCCACUGUAAAUCAUCUUGAGGGGACGUUACUGGUUCUGGAAGUUGUUCUUGGGAGAAGGGAGCCAUUAGAAGAAAACGUAACGCUUGCUCCGACAGUGCUCCGCUAUGACCUGCUGCUUACCCCAUCCAUUCAAGAGAAGCUAGACAACGUGCAAUCUCUUCUUGAUAACAUUUCUUCUGUGGAAUUGAACACUGUAGAUCUUGCCUUGUCGCUUAGGGGUGUUGAAAAUGAUGUCAGCAGUGAGCUCACCCGGACUAGGGAACUUAAUGACAGUAUCAUGGAUUUUGAAUCUACUCUGAACGCGACAUUCAAUCAGAUCACUGAUGAACUAGCUCUCCUACUUGCGGCCCUCAAUGAAACCACCCUUAUCCAUGCAACCAUCACAAGCCGAAACUACUCUGCCAUAUCCACACAACUAGACUCCUACCAAAACCUCGUCAACUCAGCACUGUCGCAGUCUCAAUUUCUGCUUUUGCAAGUGGAGGCAUUAAAUGAAAGAGUAACGGAUGUAGUAACGAGGUUGGGUGAGCUGGAGAAUUUGCUAACUGCAGCUAGGAACAGGGCAUUGGAGAGUAGUGAGAGAGCACAGCAGGCACUGAAUGAAACACAAGUAGCAGAGAAUCUGGUUACUCGGAUCAUUGUGCUGCUGUCUGAAGUAGAAGAGCUGAAUUCCACCAUUGACCUUUCGUUGGCUGACAUUGUGAACAUCCUCACACAAGGAAGAGCUCUGGUGAUUGAGGCCACUAAUUUCUCUGAGUCAUCGGAAGCUCUAUUUCCUCCGCUUUUAUCCAUCCUCUCUACUCUCCAACGGUUGUUGGACGAGUACAACACCUCCCUGUCUGCUUUUCGCCCUCAAGAAUCAUGUGAUCCAAGCUCCACCCCCUGCACGAGUGGACAGUUGCACUCCAUUAACCUGGCAACAAAUGCUUCAUUUAUUGUCAACUCAACUGAGAGUGUUUCCACACUGAUGUAUGCUCGAGAGUUUUUGGAGAACAUUGACUCUAGUGGGCAGCUGUUCAACUAUACUGCCAUCAACCAGACUGCUCUGAGAGCUCAGGACCUUUCUCAAGCUGCAAUUAGCCAGGUAGCUAUAGUAGACACCUCUUCUCUUCUCUCUCGGUCGACAGUGGCUCUAUCAGCAGCUCAGAAUCUCUCUAUUCAAUCACUCUCACUAUUGCAACGAGCUCAAGAUGUCGAUUCAACAGUGGUGAUCAACUCGAAUCGUGUGCCAAUCAUACAAGAGCAACUGGAUAGCCUGCAGCUUCAGCUCCCCCCUAUAGUCAAUAGAACAUCACUCCUCCUCUCUCAAACAGGCCUACGAGAUGAAGCUCUGAGAAUUCUCCACACAGCACAAGAGGCUCGCAAUCGAACCAUAGAGACAGAGCAGAGGGUGUUUAGGAUAGAGGAGGGGCUUGUGGGUGUGGCAUCCAAUCUAGCAGGGACAGCUGAAAAUGUCUUGAUGGGAGAAGAGGCUCUGAGCAAUGCAGAGAACGAUUUUUAUAGCAUCUCGACGUUCCUGAAUGCAACGAGAGUGGCUAGUGAAGCCUUUGUGGUGAACGUGACUCAGUUUAUCUCUGAUAACGAUCGGAUUAUCGCUGACAUCGACACCCUCAUUGCUGGAUUGGCAGACAUCCACAGUAGGAUUAACAGGAUCAACUCCCCCAUCCAACUGGAGAGUGAUGAUGAAGAAGAAUCAUACCUCUCCCUGCAAGUUCCCCCGGGUCGCGCUAUCGAUGACACCAUCCAGUUUGAGACGCUGGACAUGUACAUCUGGACUGGACCAGGCUUCAGGUCUCCUGCUCUGCUCUUCUAUGCUGGUCCCACUUACUUUGAGGGGGAGGAUGACAUCAGCAGCGCAGAAACAGGCACUGAGGACUACUUUGUGGUGACUCUGGAGGACAGUGACGUGGUAUUGCGCUGGCAGAUGGGAGGGAGUGGGGGCGUGGCCUCUGCUCCUGCCUUCAGACAGGGACACAGUCAGAUAUUCAUUUCCAGAGUUGGCUCCCAGUUUCAGCUGAGGGUUGGAGUCAGUCUCAAUGGACUCAAUGAUGUCACUACCAUGGGGAAUAUUGCCAACAAUUCUGCCCUAUUUAGGACAUCCAAUCGAACGUCUUUCUUCCUAGGAGGCUGGCCAGAGGGAGCACAGCUGGGUGUGUCUGGCUCGGUGGUCUCCCUCUCUUCUUUGAACCCCUUCCAAGGUCAGGUGCAGCUGCUGCUGUUCAAUGGGGAGCAGUGGGGACUGUGGAAUGUGAGGGGAUCCUCAGACACUAUGUUCAUUGGAAGCUUCUUAAGAAAUGAGUUGGCCAUCCAGAAUACAUGGCAAGGUCCACGCGACACCCUGAGCUCAGCAGCCGCCAUAUCAUUUGAUGGGAGUGGCUUUCUGUGGGUGGAACAGCUGGGAAAUGUGGUCAACUUUAACACUGGCAGACGUACCUUCAACAUCAUCUCCCGUCCCAACAGUGAGGAGGAUGGGCUUGUGCUGUACGCCUACGACCCAGAGAUCUCCCUGAGUAUGGAAGUGGCCUACCAGAGAGGAACUCUGAGACUUAUCUUGAGGGACCCUAAUAAUUUAGACUCUGAACCUCUCGUAGACUACCAGCAACCCUCCACUCCAAGCAUUGUGGCCACUUCUGGACGUGAUGGCCGUCUGUUGGAGAUCCUCUUCGUGGAGAACGUUGGGUUCAGAAUCAACAAUGCUGUGAAUUUCCUCUCUGGCUCAGCGAGCAGGUUCUUUACUGACCUAACCAGAGUGAAGGUGUGGUACGGGGGAGUCAGGCAGGAUAGGAUCGAGAGGCCGUUUGCCCCCGAGAUUACCAACAGCAGUUACUAUGGCUGCAUUGACUUGUUUGUACAAGACAACUUUGACCGCAAUAUUCUGAGAGGUAGUCAUUACACGCAGUACUAUCUCAACAGCCCUCUGCAACGGGGCUUCUCUGGCACAUGCCUGCAAUCAGUGUACACACAAGACGUUGGACUGUCUGGUGCAGAAGGGGGCUACCUCUCGUACCCAUACCUAGAGCUGGUGGCAGUCACAAACAGCCCUGCCUCCCUCUCUGAGGGGAUAUCCCCUGGUGUAGUCACCAUCUCUCUCGCAUUCUUCCCUGAAGAGCCCAAUGGAAUCGUGCUGGCUGCUCGCAGUGGGGACCACCGGGUGUAUGCAGUAUUACGUGAUGGUGUGAUAGUGGUCGGUGUGAUUGGUGGUGGUGGUAGUCAUGUGAUGCAGGCUGGACUAGAGUUGGUAGCCCUCACACAAUGGAACUACAUCAUCAUUCAACUAGAACCUGGUCAAUUCUCUCUGUACAUUGAUGGUAUAUCGCAAGGUCCUAGUAUGUCAGUUCCUGGGUUGAACUUUGAACUAAGCACCAGUCCCACAGCUGGCCCAGGGGUUUUGUAUUUGGGCGGUGUUGACCAGGGAUUUGUGGCUGAGAUUGAUGACUUACCACCAUUCACUGGUUGUAUGAGUGACUUUGCAUACAAUUUUGGUGCAAUUAGUUUCCUGAACCCAUCCAUGACCUCAUCUCAAGCCCGCUACCCCCCAGGGGUCACAUAUAAUGUCUGUCCCUUCCUCAAUGUAACCACUGAUCCCUUAUUGGCCGUCAGACCAGACCCCACCCAGCCCGUGUUCUGUUUGUCAUCUCCCCCCACAGAAUUGGUGGAUACUCACGGAGGCUUCCACACUCAGACUACUCUGACAACCAGCAAUGUGAUUGGUCUAUUCCAAAAUUCAUGGGAAUUAUCAUUGGUUCUGAAGCAGACAUUGGAUGGUCAUGUGCUGACCAUACUAACGACACAAGAUCAUGUUAUUUCACUGAUCAUCAAGAAUUCCACACCCACUCUCUCCCUAUCUGGCGGCAGCAGUGAUGUAGGAUCGGGAGGAUCAGGAGGAUCAGGGGGCGGGCCGAUAGAGACAAAUGGAUUCUUUACCAUGAUGGAGGAAAAUGUGUUCAUACCAAUUUCCAUUCAGUGUUCAGUGAUGUCGAACACGCUGACAUGCUCACUGCUGGUGGACACAGUUGUUGUUGAUGAACCUCUACAGGCCUUCUACAAUGGAACCAUCUUUUUCCCUGAGCUGCCAAUCACACUCGGAAAAACUGAAGACGCACAAGGAAAUAUGGUUGACAGUUUUGUUGGUUGCAUCAGAUCUUUGAGGAUAAACAAUGAUCCUUCUGGUUUUGUUAAUGUUCGAACUGAUGUUCCUUGCUUUAACAACACUGAGUCUGGCCUUGGGUUCACUGGAAUAAGUCGUUUAGGAACGUCCUUGCCUGUAUUUACUGAGGAUAAGACAUCCCUAGAGAUUACAGUGACUUUCAAGCCAUUACUACAGAACGGCUUGUUGCUAUUGGUAACUACAGCCGACCUGUCAGCUUCCCUGUUUACUGCAGGCAUGUUCAAUGGCCAGCUACGAGUGUCCAACUUUAACCUCUCCUCCCCGGAAGACUUCCUCACAUUUGCCUCUCCUUCUACCGUCUGCAACGUCACCUCAUCCAGCUUCUACACCCUCUCUCUUGUUUUCACCGAGUCCUCCAUUACUGUGACAACUGUAGAGCUAGGGUCAGCGGGCAGGUCUGAAGUGGUGUUGGACACUCCUGCCACUGUCUUGCCGGGCACACGGUUGAGCCUCACUGUUGGAAACACUCCAUCUGGCUACUCAGUACCGGAAGGCACUGGUCAGUUCCUGUUCCUACUCAGUGAGGACGUGUCAGCUGACAGUGUACCCCCAGGACUAGUGGGAUGUGUGAGGAAUGUUGAAGUUGAUGGCGUGCGUGUAGGGGUGGAUAAUGCUGAUUCAGCAGAGCUGAUCCUAGUUGACUUGUGUGCAGCCGAGGAUGAGUGAAGUUAUAAUGUACGAUCGAACAACUAUGAAUAUUAGAGUAAAAACUAUAAACCGUAACCCUGGUGAUAAUGUCACAUAUGCAUAAAUUAAACUGUACAAUUAUUCAAGAAUUAUUGUUGGCUUGGCACCACCAUUCGCUGCAUGCAUGGAUAUUGAAUCAAUUUUGUAAUUUGAGA
This is a messenger RNA of Halichondria panicea, 5782 nucleotides long. RefSeq lists its product as uncharacterized. The transcript is spliced from 34 exons. NCBI's taxonomy places the organism in Eukaryota, Metazoa, Porifera, Demospongiae, Suberitida, Halichondriidae. Bases 39 to 5606 code for a protein of 1855 amino acids. The record is from RefSeq and is a predicted model, not a curated record.